Molecule: messenger RNA, 373 nt
Organism: Staurois parvus
Lineage: Eukaryota; Metazoa; Chordata; Amphibia; Anura; Ranidae
Source: the annotation of a GenBank genome assembly
UGGGAGACCAGAUAUAGUGAAUGCAGGGUCCAGGGAGACCAGAUAUAGUGAAUGCAGGGAGACCAGAUAUAGUGAAUGCAGGGUCCUCAGAGAUCAGAUAUAGUGAAUGCAGGGUCCGGGGAGAACUGAUAUAGUGAAUGCAGGGUCCUGGGUUACCAGAAAUAGUGAAUGCAGGGUCCGGGGAGAACUGAUAUAGUGAAUGCAGGGUCCCUGGAGACCAGAAAUAGUGAAUGCAGGGGUCCGGGGAGACCGGAUAUAGUGAAUUCAGGGUCCGUGGAGACCGGAUAUAGUGAAUGCAGGGUCCGGGGAGAACUGAUAUAGUGAAUGCAGGGUCCUGGGAGACCAGAUGUAGUGAAUGCAGGGUCCGGGGAGA